GGGAGGUAAAGAUGAAGACAAAGAUCCUUCCUUUCCUUGGGUUAUUAUAUGUUGCAUGUUCUUGUGCUUUCCCAGUGGUUCUAGAAAAGGAAAAAGAAGAUAUGCAAUUUGCUAAGAAAUAUCUGGAAAAUUUUUAUGAUUUUAAAGAAGAGAAAAAUUCUCUCUUUAAAUCAAAGAAUCUUGAUCUCAUGGCUGACAAAAUCCGAGAAAUGCAGUCAUUCUUUGGACUAGAGGUUACUGGGGAGCUGAACCCUAAGACACUGGACAUGAUGAAGCAGCCUAGAUGUGGAAUACCAGACGUCCGUUCAUACAGCACCUUCCCACAGAGCCCUAGGUGGAAGAAAGAUGAUGUGACAUACCGGAUUUUGAACUACACUCCAGACAUGCUACAAGCUGAUGUAGAGGAAGCAAUUGCAAAAGCCUUUCAGCUCUGGAGCAGUGUCACCCCUUUGAGAUUCACCAGGCUCUACAGUGGUCAAGCAGAUAUAAUGAUCUCCUUUGCAGCUGGAUUUCAUGGUGACUUCUAUUCCUUCGAUGGUCCAGGAGGAACUCUGGCUCAUGCCUACCCCCCCAGCAGUGGGAUAGGAGGAGAUGCCCACUUUGAUGAAGAUGAAAACUGGACCAAAUUUACUACCUAUAAUGGAUAUAACUUAUUUCUUGUUGCUGCUCAUGAGUUGGGCCACUCACUAGGCCUUGGUCAUUCCAAUGUCUUUGGUGCUUUGAUGUAUCCUAUAUACAUGGCAAAGGAUACGAGGGACUACAGGCUUCCUCAGGAUGAUAUUGAUGGCAUUCAGGCCCUCUAUGGACGCCCCAGGGAAUCUCCUGCAUUUCCAACAAAAGCUUUUCCCCCACAAGAACCAACUGAAAUGACACCUUCAGAAGCAACAACUGAACUGUCACCCCCCGAAGAACCAACACCCUCCAAAACCCCCACAAGACCAGAGGACUGUGACCCUCAUUUGACUUUUGAUGCUAUCACCACUCUCCGUGGGGAAAUACUAUUCUUCAAAGACAGCUAUGUCUGGCGCAAAAGUCCGUAUUUCUCAGGCAUUGAGCAUGACACCAUCUCCUCAUUCUGGCCGUCACUGGCAGCUGGAUUUGAUGCUGCUUAUGAGGUUGACAAGAAAGAUCGAGUGAUAUUUUUUAAAGAUGACCAGUACUGGGCUGUCAGUGGCUACAAUAUAGAGCCAGGCUUCCCCAAGCCUAUUCAGAACCUGGGCUUCCCCACCACUGUUGGGAAAAUUGAUGCAGCUGUUCAUGAUCAAAGUACCAGGAAAACCUAUUUAUUUGUAGGCAACAAGUACUGGAGUUUCAAUGAAAAUACCCAAGCAAUGGAAAGGGGAUAUCCAAGAAAAAUAGCGGUUGACUUCCAAGGAAUUGGCCAUACAGUUGAUGCUGCCCUUCAAAAAAAUGGACAUUUCUACUUUUUCCAUGGAUCAAAUCAGUAUGAGGUUGACAUCAAGAACAAGAAACUCAUCCGUAUAAUGAAGAGCAACAGCUGGUUUAAUUGCUAGAAAUAUUAAGUGAUGGUGCAAGGCUGUAUUUGUACCAGAAAUGUUUUUUUAUGUUCCUUGGUUAUAAACAAUAUCACUCAGCUGUUACUGUGCAUCCGAGUCUGAAAUGACGGCCUUUGAUAAAUCUAAUUUAAAACCUUAAAAAUGUAAAACUUAAUGUACAGGUUUAAUUUAUUUUGUUUUCCAACUAUUUAUUAAUCAAGCUGUUUUUGAGUAAUAAAGUAUUUUGCUCAAGUAUAGU
Molecule: messenger RNA, 1755 nt
Organism: Phaethon lepturus (White-tailed tropicbird)
Lineage: Eukaryota; Metazoa; Chordata; Aves; Phaethontiformes; Phaethontidae
Product: stromelysin-1-like
Exons: 10
Coding region: 12-1514 (500 amino acids)
Biological process (GO): collagen catabolic process; extracellular matrix organization; proteolysis
Cellular component (GO): extracellular matrix
Molecular function (GO): metalloendopeptidase activity; zinc ion binding
Source: RefSeq, a predicted model, not a curated record